This is a messenger RNA of Rhodotorula toruloides NP11, 2382 nucleotides long. RefSeq names its product proton-dependent oligopeptide transporter, POT family. Gene Ontology annotation, biological process: transmembrane transport. The transcript is spliced from 13 exons. The record is from RefSeq and is a predicted model, not a curated record. Bases 1 to 2382 code for a protein of 793 amino acids. NCBI's taxonomy places the organism in Eukaryota, Fungi, Basidiomycota, Microbotryomycetes, Sporidiobolales, Sporidiobolaceae. Gene Ontology annotation, molecular function: oligopeptide transmembrane transporter activity.
AUGCCUUCGCUUGGAGCUGUCCCAGCCAGCUCAAGUACAGACGACCUCAUCAACGCCGGUUCUGCGAUCCCUCUCGUCCAACUUCCCCACCGCUCCUCCGAUUCGCCUCACUCCUCGCACGACUGGCCGACGGAGGGUGCGCAUGAUUCUGCCGGACGAAGACACGAUGAACGAGGAAAGGGACUUUAUGGCGGGCGGGUUAAUGAUGGCCUAGACACGGGGGACGAGGCGAAAGGACGGACGAGCGAAGAAGAGGAGGACGAUGGGGAGGCACGGGGGCUGUUGGAUGAUGCCGAAGCGCUUUUCGGGAAGGAAGACGACGGAGAAGCGGAUUCUGCGGCGGCGAUAGUCGUGCCCGAGACGGAUGACCCUUCUUUGCCGACCCUGACACCUCGCGUAUGGAUCCUUGGGACGCUGCUCUGCGUGUUCGGCGCCGCCGUCUCGCAGCUCUUCUUCUUCAAGAGUAACGCACCAAGCUUCUCCUCCUUCUUCAUCAUCCUCAUCGCCCACCCGCUCGGCAAAUGGAUGGACCGCCUCCUUCCCGACACACUUCGUCGCGGCACCUGGAACAAGAAGGAGCACAUGCUCGUCGGCAUCCUUGCUGGGUCGGGCGCGUCGGCAGCCUACGCAGGCGAGAUCAUCUCGGUGCAGGACCUGUACUACCACAGCGACCUCGGCAACUUCGGAGGUUUGCUCCUCCUCCUGUCGACGCAGCUUAUCGGAUUCGGCUUGAGCGGCUUGACGUACAGGUUCCUCGUCCGGCCAACACAGAUGCUCUGGCCUAGCCAGCUGGUCACGAUCACGCUCUACGAGACGCUCCACGGCGGCAAGAAGGACCAGCGCUCGAGCGACAGCUCGCAGAUGCAGUUCUUCCGACGAGCCUUCCUCGCCAUCUUCUCCUGGCAGUUCCUCCCGUCCGUCAUCUUCCCCGGCCUAAGCAGCAUCGCCAUCCUCUGCAUCCUCAACAAUCGAAGCUGGAUCAUGCGCACGCUCGGCAGCGGGUACAACGGAUUCGGGUGGUUCGUCGGUUCGCUAGAUUGGAGCGUUGUGGGUCAAGUCGGGCCUUUGUACACACCCUGGUUCGCCCAGUGCUCCUACCUCGCCGGAACCGCCUUCAACAUCUGGAUCGUCGCGCCGCUCUUGUACUUCUCCAACUGGUGGAAUGCGCAAGACUACGACUCGCCCCUCGCCGCCCACCUGUACAACGCGACAGCGGGACGACUGAACGUUCAUGAGAUCUUGAAUGCCGACCUGUCGCUCAACGAGGCGCGAUACGCCGAGGUCGGCCCGCUACGACUGACGCCUUACUUCGCCUUGACGUACGGGGUGUCAUUCGCCGUCCUCACGAGCGUCUUGACGAGUGUGGCUCUCUGGCAUUGGGACGACAUCCGUGCGGCUCUCUCGAGCAGGACAGGCGACUCGACCGAUGUCCACGUCGAGAUCGUCGAGCGCAACUAUCUGCCCGUGCCUAGCCUGCAUUACGUCGUCAUCUUCGGCCUCAACCUCCUCGCAGCGAUCGUCCUCCUCGCCUUUUACCCUCAGCUCCAGCUGCCGACAUGGGGUCUCCUCCUCUCCCUCUCGCUCGCACUCGUCUGCCUCGUCCCUAUCGGCAUCAUCUCCGCCAUCACGAAUACCACGAUCGGCCUGAACGUUCUCACCGAGUUCGUUGCCGGCUUCAUCUGGCCUGGCAAGCCCAUCGCCAACAUCUGCUUCAAGGUCUACGGCUACAUGUGCCUCCUGCAAAGCCUCGACUUGACGUCCGAUAUGAAGCUCGGGCUGUACAUGCAUGUCCCGCCUCGCGACCUCUUCGUCUGCCAGUGCUACGGGACUGCUGUCGGCUCCGUUAUCAACUUCCUCCUCAUCCGCGGGGUCAUCGCGGCAAAACGCCCCUACCUCGACGGCAGCAUCGCCGACCCGACUCAGCAGUGGGAUGGGCGGAAGCCGGAGAUCUUCUUCAGCGCAUCGGUGAUCUGGGGGUUGAUCGGACCCAAGCGCUUCUUCUCCGGCCAGUAUCACGUCCUCUACUGGGGCUUCCUCCUCGGCGCGCUCCUCCCUCUCGUGCCGUGGUACAUCUACAGGAGGACGGGCAAACCGUUCUGGAAGAAGAUUAGCGUUCCGCUCGUUCUCCAUGGCGCCAUCGCACCGCCUCAAACGCCAAUGAAUGUCCUUAUCCCCGGCUUCUUCGUCUCCUUUCUCUCGCAGUUCUGGGCUCUGCGCUACCAUACUCGCUGGUUCGAGAAGUACGCCUACGUCCUCUCGUCCGCGCUCGACGCCGGCACGAGCGUACAAGCCAUCGUCAUCUACAUCCUCGGCAUCUCGUCGUUCUGGGAGUGGUGGGGAAACUCGAGCAUUGACGUCGAGCAUUGCGUCCCGGGAUCUUGA